AUGGAUGCCGCGCACAUUUUCCGGCAGGGUCUGGGCACCGUUGCUCCCCGUCCGAACCACGGCUAUGCUCAGCCUCGGAGCUUGGUCCAGAGUCCCGAUGACUUCUUUGACGGCGAUACCUCGAGCCACCGCGUUGCUCACACGCUGACUGCAUGCUGUCGUUGUCGCCAGCGGAAAACAAGAUGCGACCCUACGCUACCUCGCUGCCUACCCUGCGAGAGGUCGGGAUCUGUGUGUGAAUAUCUCGACACCGCAAAAGGCCGCAAGAUUAAUCGCCGCUAUGUGAUUACGCUCCAGGAUAAGGUCCGAGCCCUUGAGGCGGAACUGGGCCAGUACACCGAUGAAGACGGCGACCAUCCUCCAACGAGUGAAGAGCUGGUCCGUCCAGGCGGGAUGAUUCGUCUAGGCGGCAAUGACGAGACACCCCGUUAUCUGGGGCCAACCAGCGGUAUCGCCAUGACACGACUGCUCAUGGCUGAGGCCAAGCGGUUUACCGAUUCUAACAAGAUUUCUGAUCUCAUCCCUGAGGUUCGGGCCAGGAGCCAGGCUCGCAUGCAAUCCAUCCAGAUGACGGGAUCGGGGAGCAGUAGGAAGAAGAGCUACCCCAUGGUCAGUGAAUGCCCGGCCGAGGGUCUUCCUACGCGGGCGGUGGCCGAUAAGCUGGUAGAAAUUUACUUCAAAAAGGCUCAAAUUCACUGGCCUGUGCUUCACGAGAAGGUAUUCCAAGCAGACUUCGAUGCUGUCUAUAAUGGCGAUACAGAUGUGUACAAAAACUUUACUGUCCGCAUGGUUAUCGCCGUCAGCUUGCAGAAAUUGGACACGCAAUAUGCUGGAUUAGCCGACGGAUACUACAUGGCAGCGAUGAAAUACGUUGAAGACAUUAUUCGCCCCAAAGACCUUAGAACGCUGCAAUGUCUCAUUCUCAUCGGACAAUACUCGCUGCUCACCCCGACACGGACGCCCGUCUAUUAUGUUAUUGGACUGGCCACCAGAAUUUGCCAGCAAGAGGGACUGAUGGAUGAAAAGACCAUCACUUCGGGUUACAACUUGGAUCCCCAGAUCAUCGAUAUGCGCCGGAGACUUGCAUGGAUAAUCACCACCAUGGAGUUUGGACUUUCCUAUUACAUGGGCCGUCCCAGUGCAUUUGCCCUCAACAGCGACCGCUUAGAUGUCGAGUUCUUUUCCGUCGUCGAUGAUGCAAACAUUACGCCUCAAGGAAUCGUGCCUGGUCCACCUAACUCUGAAAUCAAGAGAACUCUCUAUGAAAGAAAGAGGCCAGAGCCUAGAAAUGAUGAUCACCCGUGGUUCCAUAGUAUGGAAAGUACGCUGAAGGAUUGGUUGGAUGCUGCACCUCAGGAACCUCCUUGGGCCAAGUCUUGGAUUUCUGGAUUUUAUCACCAGAUGAGGGCUAUGCUAUAUAGGCCGUCUCCUCAAAUCCCGCAGCCAUCGCCUCGUGCAGCGCAAAUCUGCUAUGAAUCUUCUGCCGCCACGAUCGAUCUAGCCCAGAAGCAAUUGAGUGGCGAUAUGGUGGAUAUUACUUGGGUGUUCCUUUUGACAAUAAAUCUAGCUCUCAGCACACUCCUAUGGACGAUAUCCUACCCCGAAGUUCGACGUAAUCACCCUCGGGAGGAGGUUGAGGAGCUGGUCAACUCAGCAUUGGAGUCUCUGGACCGAUGUGCAGAGCGUUGGCCCGGGACCACAGCCACUUCACAGCUCUACACUAUAUUUUCCAAAGCAUGCCUGCAAAGCUACGACGCACAGGUGAAGCUUGAAAGGGAGCCAUUUUCCUUUAGCAGCCCCCCGGCGUCAAGCGAGUCUCAGUCCUCUCCCGAAGGCUACGCCCAGUCAAACGCCACAACUCCCCGGCCUCUCCCCUAUCUCAACCCUCCGACGUUUGGGUACGUUUUUGACUCGUCCCCAGAGUCUAUGAACAACUACGUUUUCGACCCCAACUACCCUCCUCCGCAACCCACCUUCCGCUCAAACUCAAUCUUCUGCAACCCGGCUACAGACAACGGCAACCGACGAUUCUCUUACUUCCCCCCUGAUGUCACUCACAUGGGAGAGUCUGGAGGCCUGGAAGAUCCUUCUCACGGGAUCCCUAUACCAGACCACAUAGCCCAUCAACUGCAAUCACCGCCGGAUUCAUUCAUCCAAGCCAACAUACCAACCUCUAGACCAGGGCUCUCGCCAUCGGCAAUGGCGAUAAAGCAGACAUCAAGCGCCACACCAAUUAACCCAUCGCCUCUUUCAGCGCAGAACAACAUGUCACCGCCUCAAAAACCCAUCAUGGCACAACAGGUGACGCAGUCCCAGCCCCAGCCAACAUACGCCGCCGCACGCAUGGGCAUGGCACAACAACCAGUUCAUCACCAGCGACCGCUACCACCUGCACCAACAUCCGCAUCGGAUUGGUUCGCCCCUCAGUCGCAAUUCAUGUCGCCAUACAACUUUGUCACCUCGGGCGGUGGCUAUUUCAACGAGGCCAUGGCGGGCAUGAGCGGAUUCGGAGGAUCGCCGGGACCGGGGCAGGGCAGUUUGUCCCAGUCGCAGCAGAUGGAGCUCAUGGAGGACUUGGAGAAGGACGGAGUUAGUGCCAUGGAUGCGUACCUGCAGGACAACCCGAUGAACGGGAGGGGGUGGUACUGA
Molecule: messenger RNA, 2649 nt
Organism: Trichoderma breve
Lineage: Eukaryota; Fungi; Ascomycota; Sordariomycetes; Hypocreales; Hypocreaceae
Product: fungal specific transcription factor domain-containing protein
Exons: 6
Coding region: 1-2649 (882 amino acids)
Biological process (GO): DNA-templated transcription; positive regulation of transcription by RNA polymerase II
Molecular function (GO): zinc ion binding; sequence-specific DNA binding; DNA-binding transcription factor activity, RNA polymerase II-specific
Source: RefSeq, a predicted model, not a curated record